GAGGCUCCGCCUUUGCUGUCUUCGCCCGGUUUGGUUUUGCCCCUCCGGCCUGUGUCGUGCGCUGAUCGGGCCUCGUUGCGUCGGGAUGAGCUACGCUCUUUCUCCAUGGAGACCAAGCGCCCUGAGAUUCCCGGCAGCGUCUUGGACGACCUGUGCAGUCGUUUUAUUUUGCACAUUCCAAGUGAAGAACGAGACAAUGCAAUUCGAGUCUGUUUUCAGAUUGAGCUUGCCCAUUGGUUUUACUUGGAUUUCUACAUGCAGAACACACCAGGAUUACCUCAGUGUGGGAUAAGAGAUUUUGCUAAAGCUGUUUUCAGCCAUUGCCCUUUUUUACUCCCUCAAGGCGAAGAUGUGCAGAAGGUUUUAGAUGAAUGGAAAGAGUACAAAAUGGGAGUGCCAACUUAUGGUGCAAUCAUUCUUGAUGAGACCCUUGAAAAUGUGCUACUAGUUCAGGGUUAUUUAGCAAAAUCUGGCUGGGGUUUUCCAAAAGGAAAAGUGAAUAAAGAAGAGGCUCCACAUGACUGUGCUGCCAGAGAGGUAUUUGAAGAAACUGGUUUUGAUAUAAAAGAUUAUAUUAAUAAAGAUGACUAUAUUGAAUUAAGAAUCAAUGAUCAGCUAGCACGAUUGUAUAUCAUCCCAGGCAUUCCAAAGGACACAAAAUUUAAUCCUAAAACAAGAAGAGAGAUUCGGAAUAUCGAAUGGUUUUCAAUUGAUAAAUUGCCUUGCCAUAGAAAUGACAUGACACCAAAGUCGAAAUUAGGUUUGGCACCUAACAAGUUUUUUAUGACCAUUCCUUUCAUCAGACCCUUAAGAGAUUGGCUUUCACGACGGUACGGAGACUCUUCAGAUAGUGACAAUGGCUUCUCAUCCGCCAGUAGCAGCACACCACCUAAAUCCAAUAUAGAAAAACAAAGAUCCAAACUCCAUUAUAGUCAGCAGGUGUUUACAGAUACACCUGUGGGAGACCAAUCAACAAGGCAGAGGCAAUUACAGCAACAAAAGCCAUAUAACAAUCAUUUGGAUAUGCCUGAAGCUUUAAAACUAAAGAAUGCACGAGGCAAUGGCAAAAAGCAGUAUCAAGAUAUUCCUAAUCAAAAAAAGAGAACAAAUGGAGUUCAGAAUCAACCAGCCAAACAGAAUCAAACUUUGGUAAGAUGCACAAAGAAAUGUGAAAAGAAGCAUUUAAGAAAACUUCAAGAUAAUUUUGAAACAGAAACAGCGUAUGAUUUGUGCUGCCUCAGCGAAGACCAGCAACUAGACCGUGGACAAUCGGUGUCAUGCAACGGCCAUUGCAAAUUCUCUUUCUCCUCACGUGCUUUUCUGAGCUUCAAGUUUGACCAUGAUGCAAUCAUGAAAAAUUUUGACUUCUGAAGCUUGGUUGUUUGGACAAGCUGGCUAGAGUCCUGGCACAGAGCGAUUGAGUGGGUUUUUAAAAUCCAACUUUUACAUUUUCUCAGGUUUUAAAGCAAUGCAGGGACCUAGUGGUGGACUGGAAAGUCUUGUUCUCAUUGUAAUAUGGGAGUAGCACCAUACAGUGUUGCACUUUAAAUGCAGUUUAGCUUUUACCUGCAAAAAUGCUUUCCAGUAUAUCAUUUAGUAGUUCCUAGCUAUGCAUUAGUGGGCAUUUUUAAUUCAUUUGUUGUCUGUCUAGAUUUUGGAGGAGUAUUUUACCCUUGGCCGUGUUAACCUUUUACACAUUUAAAUUACUCUUAUGUAUCAUAUUGGUUUUUUUGUGAUAUUUUGCAGUACAGCUGCUGAAAACCCGUACAGAUUUUCUGAAGAGUACCAUAUUCUGUACUGAGCAAAGGAGCCAGGUAUUGUAUGAUUCAGAAUGUUGAAAAGCAACCUUUUGCUCUGAGAAUUGUUCUGCCUGGGAUCUUAUAUCAUUCAGAUCAAUGUAUUUCCCCAUCUUCAUUGUUGCACUGUACUGGAACUUUUUUAAAAUAUAGGCAUGCUUUAAAAUUGUAUUACUAGUGUGAUAUUUUAUCUUACUUUCUAUUCAGUAGUUGUGUUGUUUCAGCUCCAAUGGAAAGAUGGUGGUGAUAUUGGAAUGUGUCUAAUAUAACUUUUUACUGUUCCCCAUGUGUGAAAUGUCUAAGCUGUUUCCAACCAGAAUUACAGAUACUUUGAAAAAUGAAAAUGUAUGUUUAAGGAGAUAAUUCUAGCAGAAUUAGAAUUAGUUUUUGGAAGUAGUACAAAAGAAAAAAAACAUUAUAUGAAAUUACAUGGCUUAUAGCUUUUGUGGCAACCAAACUAAGGAAAACAUACGCUAGCCAAUCUCAAAGCCCUAUUAGUUAUGCUGCCUAUGACAGAAGUUUCAUGGAUGGUCUAAGGAAGUUUUCUAGUCUAAUUAGGAGUUUAAAAUCUCCUCCUAAUAGUACGAGAGGGAAUUAAUUAUACCAGCUUCAGAUUGGCAGAACUGAUAGCCUGAAUCAGGAAAAAGCAUCAUUGAAUCAUUUUGAUUGAAAGCUGAUUCUUUUCCCACCUUGGAACACCAUAUAUUGGGACUGUAUGCCAUUUACUGCCUAUAGCAGUGGUUCUCAACCUUUCUAAUGCCGCGACCCCAUAAUAUAGUUCCCCAUGUUGUGGUGACCCCCAACCACUUAUACAUCACCGGGUGACAGGGGCGUGGCCAAAGAAAAGGGGGAAAAAUGGCAGACAGCCUUGUUUGGCGACCCCCGUGAAAUGGUCGUUCGACCCCAAAUGGGGUCCCGACCCACAGGUUGAGAACCACUGGCCUAUAGAAACACCACCAGUUGACUUAGAAGGGUUUCCACAAUAAUGGAAUUAUUGGCAGAAGGGCACCACCACCCUAUGCUAAUGCCUUCAUUCAAACAACAACAAGGACGUUUGUUUGUACUGUUCACUAGGUUUGUAUCGUUUUCUUCCAGUAUUUUGGUCUGUCUUAAAAUUGAGUUUGAUUUCAGAGUAGUAGCUCAACCAUUGUGCUACAUCAGUGAAAACAUGGAGCGAAUAGCAACAAGCAAUAAAACCUGAAUUUAUAGUCCUAGCCCAAGGUGCACUGAAGGAAUGUCUAUAAAUAUAGAUUGCAUAAAACCUGCUACUGAAUUUUGUUUCCUCAGUGCUCUAGCCUUAUUAUGACAGUUUGGAUUCACAAUAUUCACUGAGGUUUCUGAAAUUUAUCUAGAGUAGGCUUGAAAGUUAAGUGUAGCCCAUUCACUUGCAAAAUUCUUGCAAUAUACAGUUUUCUGUUAAGGAAUUGUACAAUGAAAUUUACAUGUAACUAUCAUAAACUUCUUGUUCAUAAUAACAAAAUAGAUGCAGAUUAAUUCCCAAGUAAAUUCAGUUUUCUUUAUUGAUCAUUUUGUAAAUAAUUGAAUUACAGACUAACCUGGUUGCUAUAUGCCUGCUUACUGUAUCCAGCAUUUAUUUCAUAACAUGAAGUUAAUUGGAUUUGCAUUAUCUGUUAAAAGUAAGAUAGUUGAAAAACUGGUGAUGAAGAUGCCGUAUUCUUUUGUUUAAUCUUCAUCUGUGAAAAUAACCUUUUGGUCAGUAUUUAAUGCAGGUAAACUCUUCUAGUAGUAAAAGUGCCUAAUUUGCUAACUUCUCAAUCAUUGCAAAUUGGAUUUUUAGGCUGCUAGUGCCAAUAUUCUUCUGAUGUGUACCUUGAUUUCCAGGAAUGUUACUGUUUAAUGCUGCUUCCUUUAUAUGAUGCCAUUAAUAAGAGGAACUUUGGCACAGUUAUGUGUAUUUUGAAUAUGAGGUGCUUACGUGUUAUACUAGCAAUGUGAGAUUAAUUUUCCUAAGUGUAAAGUAACUUAUAGGGCCCACAUUCUUUCCUUUUGAAUAUAGAAAACGUUUUCUGUUUUGCAGAGAAUAAUUUCUUAAGAAAAUCCAGUGUCUGACUACUACUUUGUUGAGGGCUUUCCAGGGACUCUAAAAGACUAAUUUUGGUUUAUUAAUCUAGCCUUAAUACAGGUUGCAAAUUAACAUAGCAACAUAUGCAAUAAUUAUCACUUUUACCAGAUAUUAUAUUGCACAUGGCUGUAUUCCUUAAUUUGAUUUUAUCAUGUCUUAAAGUAUGGAAAAUAAUGUAAUAGUUCCUGGGUGCCCUGCACUGUGAACAUUUCAGAUUGUUUACCUCUUCAGUUAGUAAUUAUAUUUUUAUUUUCUUGCAGAGAACUUAAAUAUUACACUCACAUAUUCCAAAAUGCAGGCAUAUGGUCUUCUUAGGUUUCUAUGUAUCAGUGAAGAAAAGGCAGUUCAUUGGCUGUAACUGAUUCUUGUUUCUCUAAUGGGGCAUUUUAAAGGAUGAAAAAUAAAUGAUCUGUGCAUGGAUCUGAACUCAUCUCCAUAAAAACAUUACUCUUUGACUGUUGGAUUCUGUACUGCUGUUUAGCAGAGGGCAUAGCAAUUAUUAAUCUGCCUUACUUAAUUGAAUUAACUAUGUCUUUUAAGAUCAAGUUAAGUCUGCUAUAAAAAUGUAGACUAAAUCAUCUGGGGAGUGUUUCUAUGUGUAUGCUUAGUAAAGCUUUACAUUUGUUCUUAACCUUUGUCUACUCUGUUAGGGAUAUAUAUAUUUUGUGUGGCAUGAAGUCUCAUAUCUUUCUUUGGAUGCUUUUAAAUAUUCAGAGAAAACAGAUUGAAAGAAGUAUUCCAGCUUCAAUUCUUCAUUUCUUUCUGGAUUAUGGGCUAAAUUUAAGCAGAAUUUUAAUAGAUUUGUUAUACAAUUGUGUGCAUGUUUGUUUCAGUUUAAAUGUAAAGUUUUAUUUCCAAGGCUGACAAAUAUACAAUGUAUGAUCAAACAGUUAAGUGAUGUAUUGAUAUAACCUUUUACACAGUUUUUUGUUUUUAUCACAAAGUAGGGAGUGCCGAAUGAGUUAAUAAAUAUGUGCUUAAAGCAGCUUUUGAUAUUUUAAAUCUAGAGGUGAUGGGGAUAGUGUAAGUGCCUCUUUUCCAGUGUUUUUUUUUUUUUUUCAUUGCUGCCUGCCUGAAAUAGAUCAAUGACAUUCUUUCUGCCUGGUAGCAGUGUUGCCUCAGAUGCUAUUUUAAAUUUCAGAUCAAACAUUUUGUGAGAUUUUUCUGGUUAGAUGUGUAGAUUUUGAUUUUCCUAUCCUAGAUCAAGUAUGUGGAACAUGGGUAUUUUUGUAGCUAUUAAUCAUGAAGCACUCAGUUCAAAUGUUCUGUUUCUCUUUUCUUACAUUUGAAUUCUUAUAGGUACAUCUAAUCAUGUGCACUGUGAAGGCUUCCUUAUAGGAAAGCUGCCUAUUACUAAAAUUGGAAUGUAUUUAAACGUGUAUUUUAUUCAAGAAGCGGGAAUUUGACUUAAACUGCUACUAUAUGCUGAAAACACGGAUGGAUGCAAAAUGUCUUCAAUGCUUAUAUUCAGUAUACAUUUCACUUGUUCCUCCAAGCGUGCUUAUCAGAAAUGAUGUAAAAAAGUCCCAUUUUUCUUACCUGAAUCUUGAAAAGACCUAUGUUUUUAUGGGUUUUGAAUUACACAUCCAUUUUUUAAUAUCAAUAUUCAGUCUUUUGUUUCAUUGAUCAGGAUUCAUCAAUCAAACUUGGUGUAUAUAUUCAAGGAGAUUUUGGAUUUUCCUUAGGCAACAGUAUCACAUAUUAGAUGGCAACAAUUUUUUUUAAACCAAGGGGUGUUUCUAAAGUAAUUUUGUAUGUGACAAAAGUUUCUAACACAGUUUUGUAUGUGUGGGGUGUGUGUGGAUAAAAAAUCCAGCUGGACACAUAUAAGCUUUUUGAUGUGAUAAAAGUAAUUAUAAUUUGGUUAAGUAACAUCAGAAAUAUUAGAGAAUUAAAAUUUUUCUAAAGUAGUUUUGUUAAUUUAACGUUGUGUAAAAACAGCUUUUUGCAACAUAUUGUAAAAUGUUAUAAAAUCAUUUUUUAAUUGGUAAAUCAGUUAAAUAGUCCAGUGUCGUAAAAUGAAUAUACAGUAUUCAUUGUGGCUUAUUUGUAGAAAAUGUAAAAAUCUUUCUAUAAUGGCACAUAUAUUAGUGUAAAUAUAAAUUUGAUGUCCAAAUUAGUUUUUCUUGACCAGAGUUUGUUUAUUCCUUAAAGACCAAUCUUAAUCCUUUGUAGUGAGUGGUCUCUCAAACAUGUUAAGGUGUUUUUCUUUGUUUUUAAAUAAAGCAAUUGUUAAUAUUCACUGUUACAUGGUAUAAAAGAAUGACACUGCAAUAGUAAUAGCUUGUUUUAGAUGAGAUGGCAAUGAAAAUUACAACCGAAGAUGCAAUUAUAGUAGAUAAUAAGAAUCCAUUUGAGAAUUUUUAUUGUUUCACACUUGGUCUAAUAUAUAUGGUUCAAAUAUCUUUACUGCUUGAAAAGACCUAAGGAAGAUUUGGGGCAAUAGACAGUGCAGAUUUUUGCAAUAAUUUGUUCUUGAAAAUGUUAUUUUACUAUUUUUAACAGCAAGAAACUUUGGUCCUGACCAAAAUGAGGAACAAUGAGUUGGUUAGUAGAGUAGUUCUUCUAUCAUAUGUUAGAGGAUAGAAUUUUUUUCCAUUUAUAUAUUUAAAAUAAACCAAGAUUAUCUUUGAAAUAUAAUCAGAUGCCAAGUAUGUAAUGUGUAUGAUUUUGUACGUACACCAAGGUAUUUAUAUUUUGAAAAGAAACAACUAUAAGAAUGGGACUUGUAAUAACAAAUAAUUUGAAAUACUAUGUUUCUGAACUGCAAGACUGUAGCGUGCUGCUUGGACUUUAUACCUGACACUGCAUAAGAACUGCAACUAACAUUUACAUACAUUAACAUACAUUAAAUGAUUUCAGUAUUUAAAUUGUAAAUUAUCCUUCUCAAGCAACUUGCCCUUAACAGGGAAUUUCAAUAAGCUUAGGGUGCUUUAUGCUGCAUUGUCACCAGUGUCUUUAUUGCUUUCUGGAUCUUCUAUGUUUUCCAUUUAUAUUUUUAAAAUAAACCAAGUUUGUCUUUAAAAUAUAA
This is a messenger RNA of Crotalus tigris (Tiger rattlesnake), 6910 nucleotides long. RefSeq names its product decapping mRNA 2 (gene DCP2). Gene Ontology annotation, biological process: nuclear-transcribed mRNA catabolic process, nonsense-mediated decay; deadenylation-dependent decapping of nuclear-transcribed mRNA. Gene Ontology annotation, molecular function: 5'-(N(7)-methylguanosine 5'-triphospho)-[mRNA] hydrolase activity; RNA binding; manganese ion binding. Gene Ontology annotation, cellular component: cytoplasm; P-body. The transcript is spliced from 11 exons. Lineage: Eukaryota; Metazoa; Chordata; Lepidosauria; Squamata; Viperidae. The record is from RefSeq and is a predicted model, not a curated record. Bases 106 to 1371 code for a protein of 421 amino acids.